GUUCACAAUGUACCAGAGUCCGACUGCUGCUCUCAGCUUCAGGGCAAAUCUGGCCAAUAGUCUGGAGGACGCAGACUAUGAAAAGCUGCUGAAGACAGCAAAGACCGGCCUCCAACCCUUGCUGAAGACAGCAAAGACCGGCCUCCAACCCUUGCUGAAGACAGCAAAGACCGGCCUCCCGCCCAUACACAGACCCCAUGUUGUGAUAGUUGGAGCUGGCAUGGCUGGACUGACGGCGGCAUGGCUGCUGCAGGACGCAGGACUCAAGGUGACCAUAUUAGAAGCUAGUGGUCGUGUGGGAGGACGAGUGGAGACCUACAGGAAUGAGGAAGAUGGCUGGUACAUUGAAUUGGGAGCAAUGAGGAUCCCAAAAUCUCAUGAAAUCGUCCGCUCCUCGGUGGAAUUUCUCGGACUCGAGCUACAUGAAUUCAUCAUGACUCACCCCAACACCUUCUACCUGGUCAAUGGGAUAAAAAAACGACUAUUUGAAGUGAACAGAGACCCUGACAUCCUGGGGUAUAGCCUGGAGUUUUACGAGAGAGGGAGGUCGGCCGACCAGUUGCUACAACAAGCUUUGGAGAAGGUGAAUGACUAUAUAGCGAAACAUGGCUGGUCUGAAGCUCUUAAGAAGUACGACCAUUACACUGUGAAGGAAUAUCUGAGAACGGAAGGUGGUUUGAGCGCAGAAGCCGUGAGGAUGAUCGGAGACUUGCUCAACGAAGAGAGCAUCAUGGACAUGGCUCUGACUGAGAUGAUGUACCUCAACAGCGAAAUCAACGACUUCACAGAGUACGAUGAAAUAACAGGUGGGUUCGAUCUUCUCCCCAACGCUUUACACAAAACACUAGAGGCCCCUGCUCUCCUGAACUCCAAGGUGAAGCUUAUCAGUCGGUCAGAUACAGGUGUCGUCAUAUCGUACAAGAAAGACGAAGAAUCCUCUCUGACCGACCUUGAGGCUGACGCAGUCCUGGUAACCACCACAGCCAAAGCAGCCCUGUUCAUUGAAUUUGAGCCACCUCUCCCCAUUGACAAGAUGGAGGCCCUGAGGUCGGUCCACUAUGGCAGCUCCACAAAAAUCAUCCUCACCUUCAGUGAGAAGUUCUGGGAGAGGGACGGCAUCGAAGGAGGGAAGAGCAUCACCGACAGGCCCUCUCGCUUUAUCUACUAUCCCAGCCACGGUUUCCAAAACAAAGACAUAGGCGUCCUCCUGGCCUCCUACACCUGGGCUGACGAAUCGCUUCUCUUCCUGGGAGCGACUGACGAAGACCUGAAAGAGCUGGUUCUGAAAGAUUUAGCUGCGAUCCACGGCGAGUACGUCCGACAUCUCUGCACAGGGGUGGUGGUGAAGAAGUGGAGCUUGGAUCCCUACAGCCUGGGCGCCUUCGCUCUCUUCACACCCUACCAACACCUGGAGUACGCUAAGGAGCUCUUUAAAAGUGAAGGCAGGCUGCACUUUGCUGGUGAACACACCGGUUUCCCUCACGCCUGGAUCGAGACAGCUAUGAAAACUGGAAUCAGAGCUGCGAUCAACAUCUACAUGCAGCUGCUCGAUGUCUCCACCUAAACAAGAGACGAUC
Molecule: messenger RNA, 1577 nt
Organism: Pleuronectes platessa (European plaice)
Lineage: Eukaryota; Metazoa; Chordata; Actinopteri; Pleuronectiformes; Pleuronectidae
Product: L-amino-acid oxidase
Exons: 6
Coding region: 8-1564 (518 amino acids)
Biological process (GO): amino acid catabolic process
Molecular function (GO): polyamine oxidase activity; L-amino-acid oxidase activity
Source: RefSeq, a predicted model, not a curated record